GUCCCAACCUGAAGAGGCUACACCCGGGUGGAGUCUUACAUCACAAGAGCCUUCCAAAAUGAGAAGCCAAGAAGACUUGGCCAAAGUUUCCUCUUAAGUUUCGUGGAGAGAGACUCAGGUAUAGAAAUAUCUUUCCUGCCGCCUGACCCGAAACAGGAGAAACUGCUGACAGCUUGGAGACCAGAGUAGGUGGCUCCCAGGUAGAUGGACGCGUGUGGACUUUGUCGUUGCAGCCCUGCCAUGUGCACCAGUAGUGCCUGCGACCUGGAGGAGAUCCCCCUGGAUGAUGAUGACCCAGACAGCAUGGAAUUCAAAAUCCUGGAGUUCUACGUCAAACACCAUGUCUUCAAGAACACCUCUACUGUCUUCUCACAAAAGCUCCCGAGAACAAGAAGUUUGUCCCAGAGAGGACCAGAGAGUUGGCCGGCAAAGAAAGCAUGGACACAGGGACCGUGGACUUGCAGAAAUUCCCAAUCCACGGAGAAGGCCAUAAACGUUGCCAAGAAAAAGUCGUCUUGGAGAACACUCUUUGGAGUAGCAGAGAAGGAGGAGGACUCUCGGAGCUCACCUCUGGAUAUCCGUUUUGAGCUGCAAAGUCCGGUGGGACCUCAGAGUGGUCCUCAUGGUCGGCAGUGGCCGAGGUCCCUCUCCAAUGUGGAACAGCGCUUAGAGCGUGAAGCCGUGGACCCCAAAGUUGUUUCCAUUGCCAACCGAGUCGCUGAAAUCGUUUAUUCCUGGCCGCCGCCAGAAGCGCUCCACAGCCAGGGAGGAAGCUUCAAGUCCAGAACGAUUGUGACACACCAGGGUCUCCAGCACCAGGGCUUCCAGCCUACAGCUGCAGGUGGGAAGAGUGUUGAUAAUGAGGGUCCUAGCUGGCCCCUGAGUUUGCAGUACGCCAAAACAGAAGGCAAAAGAUUGAUCUGCAAAGGUGGUGGUGUCUCCCAAGCUCAGAAGCAAAACGGAAAAGACCAGGUAAUAGCCAGAAUCGUUGAGCUGCUGAAAUAUUCGGGGGAUCAGUUGGAAAGAGAGUUGAAGAGAGACAAGGCUUUGAUGAACAGCUUCCAGGGCGGGCUGUCCUACUCUGUUUUCAAGACCAUCACAGACCAGUUCCUAAGGGGUGUGGACACCAGGGGAGAAUCAGAGGUCAAAGCUCAGGGCUUUAAGGCUGCUCUUGCAAUAGACGUCAUGGCCAAGCUCACAAGCAUCGACAGCCAUCCCAUGAACAGGGUGCUGGGCUUUGGAACCAAGUACCUGAAGGAGAACUUCUCGCCCUGGGCCCAGCAGCACGGUGGCUGGGAAAAAGUACUUGGGAUAUCACAUGAAGAAGUAGACUGAAACAUCAGAGGAUUUGUAAUCUGGAAUACUCAUGGUCCAACUCUGGUCUUGUGUACAUCCGUCUUAGCAGACUAUGGGAGAAAACAAAAAUGGACAAGGCAGAUGGACCAUCAAAAUCUGCAAAACCAUUAUUCCUGCAAAUCAAGAGGCAUCAGGAGAGGCCUUGAGAUCUCCGGCUCAUAGAAUCUAGUAGCAUGGCCCUCGGCAUCCAUGUUUUCAGGUCUCCAUUGAGCGUGUAAGGAAGUCUUGAAAGACAAGUGGUGAUUUUCCAUUCAAAUGCUUAGAACAGAAGCCAUCACCCUGCCUCUGCCGGCCACUUUAGUGAAAGUGUGUGACACAUGUUUGUUGACCUCAUGAAGGUGAAAUGAUAAACGGUGCAUUUGCUUACUCUUUGGUUUCCAGUACUAUUUAUUUUUCAAACUUCACUUGAGAUGGCCUGAUAAUGACAUUGUUUCAAGCCUACCUUUAGGCCCAUGUGGCUGUUCGUGUUGGUAGACAGAGCUCAGAGACUCCUGAGUUUACUGCUGUAGCCUGGGGAGAGACUGCCGUAUCUGCU
Messenger RNA from Lagenorhynchus albirostris (white-beaked dolphin), 1891 nucleotides. RefSeq names its product BCL2 like 14 (gene BCL2L14). Lineage: Eukaryota; Metazoa; Chordata; Mammalia; Artiodactyla; Delphinidae. The coding region runs from base 205 to 1335 and encodes 376 amino acids. Gene Ontology annotation, biological process: regulation of apoptotic process. The record is from RefSeq and is a predicted model, not a curated record. The transcript is spliced from 7 exons.